AUGGCCCUGAACACGCUCGAAUCGCCCCCAAAGAAGAUCAUCGCCGUGGAUAUAGUUCUGGCGCGUUUAGAACUGGCUCGCUCCUUUGGUGUCACGCAUGGAGUCAACUCAAAAGUCCGCCCGGAUCUCAUGAAGGUGCUGAUGGAGAUCACUCACGGGAGAGGGGUAGAUGGUGCGAUAGACACAACGGGUAGGCCAGAGGUGGUGAAGGAGCUGAUCCAUGCUAGGGCAAGAAAGGGAAAGGUUGUUACCGUUGGUGUUGGCGAUCUUUCCGCAGAGACAUCGCUCAAUAUAUUCGAGACGGUAAAUGCAGGCUGCACUUACGUUGACUGCAACCAGGGAGACUGCUACCCACAGGAAAUUUUGCCCAUGCUCCUCGAGGCCAAUGAGGAGGGGAAGUUUCCUUAUGAUCAAUUGAUCAGAACAUACCCGACAAGGGAUAUUGAGAAGGGAUAUUGA
This is a messenger RNA of Cladophialophora bantiana CBS 173.52, 459 nucleotides long. RefSeq lists its product as uncharacterized. The coding region runs from base 1 to 459 and encodes 152 amino acids. The record is from RefSeq and is a predicted model, not a curated record. The transcript is spliced from 2 exons. Lineage: Eukaryota; Fungi; Ascomycota; Eurotiomycetes; Chaetothyriales; Herpotrichiellaceae.